CGCCCCCGGGGCCGGCCUGGGAGCUCGCGGCAGCCCCGGCCCAGUCCCUGGGCCGUGGCACCAGGCCCCCCCAGGGGUGGGCGCCGGGUCCCGCCGGCCAGUAUCCGGGACGGCGCUCUCACCUGGGUGCCAGCCCGUGGGAAGAUCCGAUUCCGGAGCUGCCAUGAUUGAAGUGGUAGCAGAGCUGAGCAGAGGUCCUGUGUUUCUGGCAGGGGAGGCACUGGAGUGUGUGGUGACCGUCACCAACCCCCUGCCCCCCACGGCCACUUAUGCAUCCAGUGAGGCUCUGGCAUGGGCCAGUGCCCAAAUCCACUGCCAGUUCCAUGCCAGUGAGAGUCGAGUAGCACUGCCUCCCCCUGACUCCAGUCAGCCAGAUGUCCAGCCUGAGAGCCAGACUGUCUUUCUACCACACCGAGGUGAGAGGGGUCAGUGUAUCCUUUCCACUCCACCAAAAAUCCUAUUCUGUGACCUGAGGCUAGACCCUGGAGAGUCAAAAUCAUACUCCUACAGCGAAGUGCUGCCUCUAGAGGGACCACCCUCCUUUCGGGGUCAGUCAGUCAAGUAUGUCUACAAACUGACCAUUGGCUGCCAGCGUGUCAACUCACCCAUCACUUUACUCAGGGUCCCUCUGAGGGUUCUUGUGCUGACUGGCCUUCAAGAUGUCCGCUUUCCCCAGGAGGAGGCAGUUGCCCCAUCCAGUCCAUUCUUGGAAGAGGAUGAAUGUGGCAAGAAGGACUCAUGGCUCGCUGAGCUGGCUGGGGAGCGCCUCAUGGCUGCCACAUCCUGCCGCAGCCUCCAUCUGUACAACAUCAGUGAUGGCCGAGGAAAAGUUGGGACAUUUGGCAUCUUCAAAUCUGUAUACAGACUUGGCGAGGACGUGGUGGGGACCUUAAACUUAGGGGAAGGAACUGUAGCUUGUUUGCAGUUUUCAGUGAGCUUACAGACGGAGGAGCGUGUGCAGCCUGAGUACCAGCGGCGCCGCGGGGCAGGGGGUGCCCCCUCUGUGUCUCAUGUCACUCAUGCCCGGCACCAAGAGUCCUGCCUACAUACAACCAGAACGAGCUUCUCCCUCCCUAUCCCUCUCAGCUCCACACCAGGCUUCUGCACAGCCGUUGUAUCCCUGAAGUGGCGUUUGCAUUUUGAAUUUGUAACAUCCCGAGAACCAGGUUUGGUGCUCCUACCUCCCAUGGAACAGCCCGAGCCUGUCACCUGGACAGGGCCUGAGCAAGUGCCCGUGGACACCUUCAGCUGGGACCUCCCCAUCAAGGUGCUGCCUACAAGCCCUACCCUGGCCUCCUAUGCGGCCCCAGGCCCCAGCACCAGCACCAUAACCAUCUGAAACUGGCCCACGUAGCACUACUUUCUUCAGGAUCCUGAGAACUCAGCACCUGGACUCUAGUAGGGCCCAUUUUUUCCACCUGGGGUCGUGGCACAGAUAAUGAGAGGCAGGCUUUCGGCUGUAGCAUUAAUUUAUUUGUUCAGAAUAAAUCGGCAGCUGCUAGUGGUUUCCCUGGAAGUGGCAGCAGCAGUGGGCAGCCAGCAAAAGGGCGGUCGGUUGAGUUCAGCUGGAGUGGGGAGCAGGAGCCGCAGGAAUAGGGGUGUUAGCUGAGCCCCACUCUGGGUCGGGCCCUCCCCCUUUGCAGGGCAGCCGAGGGUCAGAUUUUUGCACCAGGGAGAACUGGCACGUUCCUGGCUCCUGACGUACCUCACACCCAGCGGGGAAGUCGAUAGGAUGCUGGGACCUGGGGAACCAAAGGACGGGGAAGGAGUCAGGACAGUGAAGGUCCACCUUUAUCCCUGCCUCGCAUCCCCCCUCCCAGCAUUCCUCCCAUAUCUUCCCCCAGUGCCCCUGUCCCCCCUAACCGAGCUCUUGCCUGCCAUAUAUGGAUUUUUUUCGUUUCAUAGCAGGAAUACUUUUCCUCCAGAUCCACCCCAACUCCCCUUACUUUGUAGCCUGAAGCCUUCCCUCUCACAUUUUUGUUGGUACCUUCAGGUUCGGCCAGCUUCAUACUGCUACUUUGUUCAUUCUCACACCACAGCAAUCUAGUCAUGCCCUGGCCAUCUCUCAGUCACUCACAUCAGAGCCAUUCUCUCUGGCCCUCAGUGGUCACUCACGUGUCACAGCAGCCCACACCGACAGGAUGCAGGCAGGUGCAGUGGAAACAGUCCUUGCGGAGCCAAGACUCACCCAGGGUGAAAUAUUUCCCUUCAUGGUGGCAGGGCGCUAGGGAAGAGCAGGAAAUGUUAGUGUGCUGGAGCUGAGGGAGUAAGUGCCGCCGCCCCCGCGUUUACCCUCCUGUUUCCCAGCUCGGGGGGUCUGGGUCUUUGACACAGGAUCACCCCUGAGCCCCCGUCCUCCCAGUGCCUUCUGCUGUCCUUCCCUAACGCCUCACCCAGCUUUACCUUGAGCUUGGAAGUAGCACUUGCUGUGGACUCCUGGGUGCUGGAGGAGCAGAGAUAUCACCAAGCAGGUGAUCCCCCAGCCGCCCAGGGUCCCUUUAGCCUGUCCAGCCCAGAGCAUCCAUAAGGCCAUUCCUGCAGUAUGGCCCUUUCGGACCGUUCCUGGCUUCUGUUCAGGUACUCUGGUCUUGUCUCCUUGGCUUUUCUUUGUUUCUCUCCUUGAGUCUUAGUUUCUGUCUUUCUCCCCUGGGCUCCUGUCUCGCACCAUCUCCGUGCCCUCUCACAGGCUUGGGGAUGUUUAUAAAGUGAGGACCCUGACCCCCUGCUGAGUAGAGCUGGAAAAGCUGUAACUCUGUUUCCUGAGGUGAGGGCAUGAAAACAAGAGGUCUAGCUUUAACAAGCUGUGAGAGCUGAUUCAUGCCCCACACGGCUAGGGGGAGGGAGGUGGCCAUGGAAGGGGCACUGGACUGGGCACUUCCCCAGCAAGGAGGUGGGAGGGGUGGGGGCCCCCAGGUGGUCCCCAGAACUCUUCCCUGGCCUGGAGAGGAAGCAUUCCACCAUCUCCCCCCGCCCUGUAACUAACACACACACACACACACUCCAGGGGUGUGUAUGCUGGGAUCCCUGCCUGGACCGGAGGGAGGCAUUUCCUGGGGAUGGCUAAUCCUGUGCCCCAGCCAAACCGAGGAGAUGCAGUAGGGUGCGACAGCCAGAGGCUCCAGGAGAGCGAACAGGCACCUGGAGUGGAGAAUGUUUCUCUCAGACCCUAGGGCAGGGUCUCCUUGCAGUAUCCUAGAGAUAAUGGCUUCCCCCUCAGAGAUUAGGGCUGGGGGGGCAGACGUCUCUUUUUUACAGGCAUCCCAGAGAUUAUCCAUUGUUCAUCACCCCCAAACAUACUGCAAAUAAAGGUUCUCCCCAUGUCUGGGGAUGGUUCUUUCAAAGAAGAACAUCACUAAAUGCCCUAAUGGUAUGGGUCACUCCAGUUUCACAGAGAUACCACUCUUAUCUCCUAUACAUUAUGGAAUGAGAAUUUAGGAACUUAUCCUCUGACAUCCUUUUUUGGGUUUCCUGCAGGUUCUGGAGAACCUAAAGAUGGGUGAUUAAGAGUAUAGGUUAUAGAGUCAGACUCUGGAUUUAGAUCCUGAUUCUACUUAAGAGCUGUGUGACACUGGGCAAGUUAGUUCACCUCUCUAAACCUGUUUCCUUAUCUAUAAAUUGGGAUAGCAAUAUUAACUCAUAGGGUUGUCAAGAGGAUGAAAUGAGAUAAUACGUGUAAUGCUCCUAGUACUGUCCCUGGCACAUAGCCCUCCGAAAAGAGUGACCACUGUGGCUGGUGCUACACGUUCCUUUCUUUGAAUGAUGGUGAGCAGCUCUGUGUGCACAGCUGAAAGCUUCUGCUGGGGCUGCUAUCUCCUGGCACAGACUUCUGCCCCUUUCACACUUAUGCUUCUUGUCAUCCCUACCACCUUCAAAACCUGCCUCCAGCAACAUUUUGCUUUUGGUCGGUGUAUCCUUGAAAUUCUAAAUGUCUGCUUUGAGAAAGUGUUGCUAAUAAGCCUACUUUUCCUAGGUCAGUACCCUCACUUCUACCCUGGGAAGAGGUAUCCUUUUUCCAUCCUUCCAGCUAACUUUAGGACUCCUGCUUUUUCUGGUAAGGAUUCUGAUCCACUUCUUCCCAUCCCCACUCAAGUGAACUCUCAAAUUCUCCUUUCUGACCAGUCUAAUGCUGGCCAUCUCAUUGGUACUAAUUGCCCCAAUCAAGCUGGACUUUUUCACACUUCAAAGACCCCUGUUCCAGCUAUUCUCCUCCUACCCACAGGGCCAAUCACUUUGGCAUUUAUUCUAUUUUUCCUUGUAAGUCUCUAGUUCCACUUACCCCAAGACUCCCACUCCCUGCCACCCAGUGGUUCAGAUCUAACUACUUCUGGCUGACUUUUCCAGAGGGCUACCCUUCCUCUCACCUCCUCACCAUUCAGAAACAACUUCACCAGUCCACCCCAAACUCCCUAUCUGUUUUCUUCCAAGAAGACAGCUUAAGUGGCUGGAGAUGCGGACUGCACCACACCUUCACCCUAGUCAGGUCUGAUAUCCUUUCUAUUUCAGAGGAGCACCAAGAGAAAAAAAGAAAACUCAGAGGAGUAAGGUGCCCUGAUGUAGGCUGACGUGUGGGAGGCAUGGCCUUGGACUGCUCAGGGCUGGAGCAGGUGGGUUAGAAGGCCUGACUAAUAGAAGGGCCCAGAAGUCUUGUCAGUGGUCUAUAGCUCUGCUGGUGCCUUUGUGGGGCACCAGCUGACACCCUUGAUGUUUGGACCGUAGACUACCUUCUGCUCCUGCAUCCUGGAGCCAAACCAAUAGGGGGCGGACACUAGGGGGGAGCUAGGGAGCUUGAAGGUGGUGGUGGUGGUCAUGCUGUAGGCAGGGGGAGCCCGAUGGGGAUUGGUGUGUGUGAGGUCAUGGGACAGGAGAGGUGAGAGUUAGCCGCCUGUAAUGAAGAUGAGGUAGGCAUAUAGGGGCAGGAGUAGGGGGCUUCUGGAAAGAAAGGCUGGGGCGGAGCCAGGAGCCCUUUCCCAGAAGUUGGGUAGGGGAGAGGGCAGCGGGGAGGUGUUGGUUGAACCCGCUUCUUGCACGCCUGCGGGUGUGCGCGCUUGCGUGUGUAUCUGCCUAGC
Mesoplodon densirostris (Blainville's beaked whale) is the source of this 5066-nucleotide messenger RNA. RefSeq names its product RGP1 homolog, RAB6A GEF complex partner 1 (gene RGP1). The transcript is spliced from 9 exons. The record is from RefSeq and is a predicted model, not a curated record. Lineage: Eukaryota; Metazoa; Chordata; Mammalia; Artiodactyla; Ziphiidae. The coding region runs from base 164 to 1339 and encodes 391 amino acids. Gene Ontology annotation, biological process: retrograde transport, endosome to Golgi. Gene Ontology annotation, cellular component: Golgi membrane; Ric1-Rgp1 guanyl-nucleotide exchange factor complex.